UGAGGUAGGGAAGUGAUGCUGUCGAAGGUGACAUCCUGUCCUGCUCUCUCUCUUCUGUCUUCUUGCUCCCUCUCUUGGCUUCCUGGUUUGAUCUUACUCUUCUACCUGGUGUUCUAUGGGUUCCUGGCUGCACUCUUCUCAUUCACCAUGUGGGUGAUGCUUCAGACUCUGAACGACGAGGUCCCCAAAUACCGCGAUCAGAUCCCCAGUCCAGGACUUAUGGUUUUCCCAAAGCCAGUGACUGCAUUGGAGUACACAUUUAGUGUGUCUGAUCCACGUUCCUAUGAAGGGUACAUUAAAGACCUUAAGAACUUUCUAAAAUCAUACUCGUUAGAAGAACAGAAGAAUCUCACCAAUUGCACUGAUGGAGUGCUUUUUGUACAGAAGGGUCCAGAUUAUGCCGCAUGUCAGUUUCCUAAUUUCUUACUUGAGGCGUGCAGCGGGACCGAUGACCCUCAUUUCGGCUAUUCCCAAGGACAGCCUUGUGUUCUGGUGAAGAUGAACAGGAUCAUUGGCUUAAAGCCUGAAGGAUCGCCACGGAUAGACUGUAUUUCAAAGGAUGAAAACACAGCAAUUGUAUCAAUGUAUCCUAAUCGUGGAAUCAUAGACUUAAAGUAUUUUCCAUACUAUGGAAAAAAACGGCAUGUGGGCUAUCUACAGCCGCUGGUUGCUGUCCAGGUCUCCUUCGCGUCCAACAGCACCAAGAAAGAGGUGACAGUAGAGUGCAAAAUUGAGGGAUCAAAGAACCUAAGAAACGAGGACGACCGCGACAAGUUCUUGGGAAGAGUCGCAUUCAAAAUCACGGCACGCGCAUAGCGCUGAGUCAGAGGUCUCCGCGGGGUAAAUGUUGUGUUGUCUGUCCUCCUUGUGUGCCCGCUGGACCUGCCGUUCUAGAAUUCUGAGACUGCCUGGGGCAAGGUGGCGCUGCCCAGCCCGGGUGACCGCGUAACGUGCUUCCAGACCAGCGUCCGUGUCCUCUGAGAUAACUGCCUGCUGCUCCGCUGCCCUUCGAACCAGUGCCCCGUGCCCGCCGGGCCGGGGAAAGCCGCUUCCCAGCGUGUGCUGGGGCUUGUCCUCCUCCUCAUGUGGUUUCAUUGCCAAGUGUCUAAAGCUAAAUGUGCUGUGCAGUGUAAAUAUUUUAUGGAUUUAACACUGGUUAACUCAUAUUUUGAUGCCAACCAAGUUUUAGGGUUACUAGGACCCGGCCAACGUUGCCUGUUGCUGCAGGGAGUGGAGGAGCUCUGUGUGAGAAGCAGAAGGAAUAAAAGUGGGUCUGAAAGUGUUACCUUGGGUUUUUUGUAAAAUUAUUUUUUACAUGCCUAAUUAGUCUGUGGAUCUUUUUGAUCAAGAGCACAAACUUUUUGUUAUAAAAUAUGUUUUUAGAAAAAGCUGAUAGGGUUAUUUUCAUGUUGGAACGGAGUCUCUCAUAAUGUAUUUCAGACCAGGUGAAACAGCGGUUUUAGGUCAGAAUGAAUACGCACCUAAUUUUUUAUGAAAUUAAAUUCAUGAGUCUUAAAUUGUAUAAUAGUUUGUGAAAUAUCUUGUUACUGCUUUUAUUUAGCAGACUGUGGACUCUAAUAAAAGAUUUAAAUUGUGAAAUAUAAAAAGUUGGAAAUUAUUUAUAGCCUGAAGCCACAAAUCGGAGUUUCGCAUCACAUUCCCGGUGCCCUGGGGUGCUUCCUCCUGGUGUUGGGCGUGUUCCUGGUGCGGCUCGCAUCACUCUCUCCCCUGGAGGGAAGUGCGCUUCCUGUGAUCCCUGGGUCUUAACCUUUGUGUUACUGUUUUCUUUAAAAAAACAAAACAAACCAAAAAA
Chinchilla lanigera (long-tailed chinchilla) is the source of this 1813-nucleotide messenger RNA. It is a transcript of the gene Atp1b3, whose product is annotated as ATPase, Na+/K+ transporting, beta 3 polypeptide. Gene Ontology annotation, biological process: potassium ion import across plasma membrane; intracellular potassium ion homeostasis; intracellular sodium ion homeostasis. Bases 16 to 816 code for a protein of 266 amino acids. The record is from RefSeq and is a predicted model, not a curated record. Gene Ontology annotation, cellular component: sodium:potassium-exchanging ATPase complex. NCBI's taxonomy places the organism in Eukaryota, Metazoa, Chordata, Mammalia, Rodentia, Chinchillidae. Gene Ontology annotation, molecular function: ATPase activator activity. The transcript has 7 exons.